CUCUCUCAGUAUGGAAUAGCUCGGCUCGUGUCUCACUCGUCUCUGUUUCUCUCUGUGUGUGUGGACAUUACUGACUGACUGGGACUCAGCUGGUGGAACUGAAACUCUUGUCAGAGGAGACAGACUUCAGCGGAUUCACGAUUCAGGGCAAGCCCUAGGGAAGAGUGUGAAGGUCAAAGGUCAUGGGAAGGUUACCAGGGUCGGAGGUUCCUCUCCUCCUCCUCCUCUUCGUCUCUAUCGUCUCUUCUCUCUCUCCACCGCAGCCCAGAGUCUUCCUCCCCUUUCAAGAGCUGCAGACGAGUCACUCCUUUGAGUUCUACACUCUGUCCGAGAAGCAGAUGGACUACAGGAUCCUGUACGUGGACGAGGAUCAGGACCGUAUGUAUGUGGGCUGUAAAGAUCAUCUGCUCUCCAUGGACAUCAACAACAUCACUCAGGGAACACUGAAGGUUCAUUGGCCUGCAUCCAACACUAAGAUUGAAGAAUGUCAGAUGGCUGGAAAAGAUCCAACUCAUGGUUGUGGAAACUUCCUGCGAGUGAUUCAGCCCUUUAACAGAACUCAUCUGUUUAUCUGCGGCAGUGGAGCCUACAGUCCGGUGUGUGCCUACGUCAACCGUGGACGACGCCCUGAGGAGAAAGUGUUUUAUGUCUCCUCAAAGUCAGAGUCAGGAAAAGGACGUUGUUCUUUCAACCCACAAGUCAACACUGUCUCCGUCAUGCUCAAUCAGGAGCUUUUCUCUGGUGUGUACAUUGACUUCAUGGGGACGGAUGCAGCGAUCUUUAGGAGUCUUACAAACAGAAACGCAGUCAGAACGGACCAGCACAACUCCAAAUGGCUCAGCGAGCCUGUGUUUAUUGAUGCUCACCUGAUCCCUGAAGGAUCUGAUCCAAACGACACCAAACUUUAUUUCUUUUUCCGUGAGAGACUAACAGACAACAGCGGCAACACCAGGAACAUCCACACCAUGGUGGCACGAGUCUGUCCUAAUGAUGUAGGUGGUCAGCGUAGUUUAGUGAACAAGUGGACGACAUUUUUGAAGGCCCGCAUGGUGUGUUCUGUUGUGGAAGAGGACGGCACUGAAACACACUUUGACGAGCUCGAGAGUGUGUUUCUGCUCGAGACUGAAAAUCCCAAAGGCCUGCUUAUAUACGGAUUGUUCACUUCCACCAGCUCAGUGUUUAAAGGCUCGGCUGUGUGUGUGUAUAACAUGGCCGACGUGCUGACGGUGUUUAACGGGCCGUUCGCUCACAGAGACGGACCAAAUUUUCAGUGGACGGCAUUUCAGGGAAGAAUGCCGUAUCCACGCCCUGGAACUUGUCCUGGAGGUGCCUUCACUCCCCACAUUCGGAGCACUAAAGAGUUUUCUGAUGAUGUGGUGACAUUCAUGAGGAAUCACCCGCUGAUGUUUAACUCGAUUUACCCGCUUGCCCGGAGACCGCUGCUGCUGCGCACACAUGCUGAUUACAGAUACACCGCCAUCGCCGUCGACCAGGUGCACGCUGCUGACGGCCUCUACCACGUCCUGUUCCUCGGCACAGACAGAGGCAUGGUGCAGAAGGUGGUGGUCUUACCCACUAAUCGCUCUCUGGAUGAGGAUCUGAUUCUGGAGGAGCUGGAAGUAUUUAAGAAACCAGCAGCAAUAACCAACCUGAGGAUCUCCUCUAAAAAGCAACAGCUGUACGUGAGUUCGGAGUACGGCGUAUCCCAGGUGUCCCUGCACCGUUGCCAUGCCUACGGAUCAGCGUGUGCAGACUGCUGUUUGGCCCGAGACCCGUACUGUGCCUGGGACGGGCGGAGCUGCUCUCCCUUCUACCCUACAGGAAAGAGGAGGAGCAGGAGGCAGGACAUCAUGCACGGAAAUCCACUCACUCAGUGUCGAGGCUUCAACCUGAAAGCUUACAGGAACGCAGUGGAAAUGUCUCAGUAUGGAGUAAGGUAUAACACCACGUUCCUCGAAUGUUCUCCCAAAUCACCACAAGCCUCUAUGCAGUGGCUCAUUCAGAGAGAAAAUGACCGCAGGAAAGAGGUGAAGAUGAGCGAGCGUGUCGUAGCGACAGAACACGGUCUCCUGAUCCGCUCGGUGCAGCUCUCUGAUCAGGGUCUGUAUUACUGUGUAGCCACUGAGAACGGCUUCAAGCGGACACUCGCCAAAAUCCGGCUCCAUGUGCUGAGUGAGGCGCUAUUGAGCGCGUUCAGUGACAAGCGUUCAUCGUCGUGGAAACCCAAAGCGCUGGCUUCUGCCCUGGGUCCGUCUGAGACACUGGCCAUGCAGCAGUACUGCAAAGAACGACAGCAGCUGCAGAGCUUCCAAACAAAACCACGAGGAGACCUGGGGAAACUCAAACCUCUGCUAGAGACCCGCAAGAGCCACAACCGUAGGAACCACCGACACGCUGAGUAGAAGACAGAGGUCCUGGGCCAACGAGGGUGGAGCUUAGGUCGAUUUUAAUCAGCCAAACACAAACUCACUGUUUUUAAGUAUUUUUACACUUCAUAUUUAUAACAAUUCAGCAACAUUAGCUGAAGAUACACAGCACCAUAAAUACAGCAUUUUGCUAAUCAGUAGCCACCUGAUGCUAAGACGCUAGCUAAAUCGAGCAAAAAUACGGGUUUUAAUUACAGCAUAUAAUAGUUUAGCAAUAUUCGCUAAGCUAGCCAGCUUUUUAAACACGUUGUCGAGAUAACUAUCUACAUACGUAGCAACAAUAUCAUUUGCAUACUAGAAGACACUUAUUUGCAUAUUCCACAUGAUUGGCUCUAGCGUUGGUACAAUAAUCUGUUCUUUAUGCUAGCUUAUUGUUGAGUACAAUGUUUUAUUCUUCCAAUAAAUUUAUUUGUCUAGUUUUUUACUUUAUGUUAAUGAGUACCUUAGCAUUAAGUAAACAAUUUCUGGCUGAUUUAUUGCCUGACCAAAAUUAAGAAAUUAGCUAAAGUUUGCUAGUUAUUAGAGAAGAUAUUUUAAAGCUAAUCAAAUCCAAGUUUGCUAGCAAUAAACUAUAUUAGGGAUAAUUUGUUAGCAGACUAUUGUAAUUUUAUUCUGCAAUUCAAGACCAAACUAGCAUGCUAGUUAAUGUUAAGUCAAUAAUCAAGUUUGGUAGGAUGUUCGCUAGUCAUUUGUUGGUUAAUUAUUACAUUUUGUAAUUAAAACCUCGAUAGUCGACAAGUUAACAUGAUGCUAACUGUAAUUAUGUUAUUCAGAUGAGAAGCUAGUUUGGUUAGCAAUCUAGUUAAACUGUCGUGUUUAGUAGCCUAGCUAGUGCACGUGACGUAACCAUGGUGACAUCAAUCACAGGAUGAACUACGUGAACGAACUUGAGCUUCGUCCUCGUGGAGCUUCAGAAGUGAAAAUCGAGGACUGAAGGGAAACGUGUUUUCCAAAUAAAACCUAACGGAGGAGAGACGGACAAAUGGACAGACAGACGAGUGGAAUGCAGAGGACGAGCAGAAACCUUUAGAGGAGAUUUUAUGACUUGUGUGUUUUUCAAAAAAGAAAAAAAAAUUGAAGGAAAAAAUGCAGAACUAUAAACUUCUUCACUGAUACAGACCUGAUGUGCUUCACUGCAGGGUCUCUGUACAGGAGAUUUAAACCUGCAUGAUGUUCCACUGACCAGAUAACUGUGAGACACACACACACACACACACUCACACACAGGCACACACGCACACACACACACACACAGACACACUCACACACACAACCACUCAGACACACACACUCACACUCACACACACUCACACACACAACCACUCAGACACACACACACACACACACACUCACACACACACAUUUUCAUUGUAAAUAAACAAACAUAAGUCACGUUUAUUAAAACUCUGAGUAAAAAGUUAAACCCACUUCAGUGUCUGACAGUAAAACGAGUUACAGUCAAAUGUAGAAUUUUAUAGUCACAAAAAUUAGCUUAAAUAGUUUUUCACAUACACAAACACACACACACCAACAAAAUAUAACAACCAUAUAUAAAUAUACAACUUGUUACACUAGAGUUAAAAGGGUAGCAUUUUAACCUGAUUGGUUUUCAUAUUCUGUAGCACAGUAACGCCUUCAUUUGCAUACUAGAAUCUGAUUGGUUCCUAUAUUUCGUGACAUGUAAGCACAAUCAUUUGCAUUCUGAUAAAGAAACCCUCAUAUUUGCAUACUACAAAGUGAUUCAAUUAUUUGCAUACUUGCAUACGCAAACCUGAUUGGCUCAUUUGCAUAUUACAACCUGAUUUGUUCUUGUAUUUUGUGACAUGGCGCCUGAUCAUUUUUAACACUAUCAUGUAUAAUCAUUUGCACCUUUCACCCAAAUUGUGAUAAAGUAACCCUCACAUUUGCAUAUUAGCUACCUGAUUGGUUCUCAUAUUAUGUGCCACUGUAACUGGCUCAAUUACCAGAACCUGAUUGAUUUUUUUCCCCAAACUUUUGUCAGAGUUUAAUCUUCCAUCUCUCAUACACUGAAGAGUGAAGGCUAACAGAAGUUUCCUCUGAUUUACACUCGCAAAAUGAUGGCUAAUGUGCGAUGAUCACAAUAACACACACACACACACACACAAACAGGAGCUAGCGUUAGCAGAGUGGAACGAACCACUCGCUGCUUGUAAACGUGUGAAAUGGAAAUUCCACGCCGAUGAUUUAAGAGUUUAUGGAUCUGAGAUAAAAAUGUUCUGGAGAGACCAACAUACAUCCAGCUGUGGAACAGAUGUUAGGAAAAAAACAGAGAGCGAUCAAUGAGGCAAAUAUUAUUUUACUUGCCUUAUAUUUUAUCAGGAGGAGGGGGAGGGGCUGAGGUGCUCCAGCUAAGCGAACACGCUCACAUGUUUUAGCAUCAACAAUUUAGUGUAAUAAAAUAAAACAAUAUUAGUAUGUUACAGAAAUGCUCCCUAAUUAUGCAGCCUGCUCCCCCAUGCCACUCAUUAGGACUUGCCCAUGCUAACAAUACAACACAUGCUAACCUCCACCAGCCAAUCACAAAGCACGUCGCCACCACAGAACUUGCUAACAAACUACAGCUAGAGCAAUGACGUUAAUGUCAGCUAGUCUAAACAAAGAGCUGGCUAGCAUAGCUAAUGUUAGCUAGAAAAAAUUUAUGUUGCUAAGUAAUAUCAGAAUGUACGCUAAUCACAGUAAAAUCAAUGCUAGCAGUGAUGUCAUAUAAUCAUUGGCUGAUUAAGAUAUUUAAGCUCCGCCCCUGCUUCACACAUGCUGUUAUUCCAAAAGGUGUGUGUAUGUGUGUGUGUGUGUGUGUGUGUGUGUGUGUGUGUGUGUGUGUGUGUGUGUGUGUGUGUGUGUGUGUGUGUCCUUUAUAGUUGACAGUGUCAGUGAGGUGUACAGAUUUAUUUAAAGCGCUGUUGUUGUUGUUGUUGUUGUUGUUUUGUAAACUGUUGUUGUUGUUUUGUAAACUGAACAUGCGCAUGGUGUUAAAUACGUCACUUUCGUUCGAACUCAGCCGGACUCAGGAGACGGGUUUAAUGUGACAGUUUUUGAAAAUCGAUACCUUCUAUUUUCAAUACGAUUGAUGAAUUUAGAUUAAAAUUUUAAUUUGAUUUCAAUUUUUUUUAUUUUAUGAAAGGAAUUCAAUUGACAUCCUGACUGAUCUGUUCAGUACAACAUCUGCUGCUGUGAGCUUCUGUCUCUGUCUGAACACCGAGAGAUUUUACACUCAUUAUUAUUAUUAUUGUUCUUUUCAGUUUGUUGUAUUUGUUUAUUAUCCAACCAGACAGUAUUAUAGGUCAAAGGUCAAGUAGACUGACAGAUGGAUGCUUUAACAGACAGCCAAAAAGAUAAACUAUAGAUAGAUAGAUAGAUAGAUAGAUAGAUAGAUAGAUAGACGGACGAAUGGACAGACAGAUAGAUAGAUAGGUUAGCAGACAGACAGAAAGUCAGAUAAACAGGAAGACAAAAAAAAGACAAAGCCAGAUAGACAGAAAGUUAGGUAAAUAGAUUGAUAAACAGAUUUAGAGAGCGCUAGAGGAACAGAAAGAGAGAUGGAGAUGCAGACAGACACACAGGUACACAAUACAGAGUAUUGGCUAAAGACAGACAGACAGACAGACGGAUAGACAGAUAGAUGCAGAGAUAGAUAGAUAGAUAGAUAGAUAGAUAGAUAGAUAGAUAGAUAGAUAGAUAGAUAGACAGAUAGAUAGAUAGAUAGAUAGAUAGAUAGAUAGAUAGAUAGAUAGAUAGAUAGAUAGAAAUAAACAGAAAGAGAGAUGGUCAUACAGACACAUUAUCAGACAGACAGAUUGACUCAGGGAAAGACAGACAGACAAGCAAACCCACAGACAGACAGACAGACAGAUAGAGAGGUGGACACAGACAGACAGAUGGACGGACAGGCAGACAUACUAACAGACCCACAGACAGACAGACAGACAGACAGACAGACAGACAGACAGACAGGUGGAUGUAAUACUAUAAUAUAUUGAUCAGUGUUUAGAUGAAGCUGUUGGUCACAUGACCAGUAAUGUUUAGGUUUGCAGAUAAAAGCAGGAGGUCAUGUGACCCCACAUGGAGAAGGUGGUUAAAGUGAGCUGAAAGGGUUAAACUGCUGUCCUGAGCCCAGUCCAACUCACUUACAGCCUUCUCUCUCUCUCUCUCUCUCUCUCUCUCUCUCUCUCUGUCUCUCUCACCGUCUCACCAUCUCUCUCUGUCGCUCUCUCACCGUCUCUCUCUCUCUGUCUCUCUCUCACCAUCUCUCUCUGUCGCUCUCUCUCACUGUCUCUCUGUCUCUCUCUCUCACUCUCUCUAUCUUUCACCGUCUCUCUCUGUCUCUCUCUGUCUCUCUCUGUCUGUCUCUCUAUUUCUGUCUCACUGUCUUUCUCUCUCACUCUCACUGUCUCUCUCUCUAUGUCUCUCUCUCUCUUUCUCUUUCUCUAACUCUCUCUCUGUUUCUCUCUCUAUCUCUCUCUCUCUCUCAUUUUCUUUCUCUCUCUCUCUCUCUGACACAAUCUGCGAUUCUGCAGAGGAUUCUUUGUUACACCUCAAUAAAUUAAUUAAUUAAUAUUUCUGUUGAUGAAAAGUGCUUUGAUUGUCCAGGUUUUCUUUCUUAUUCCAGCGAUGUCACAAAUGUUGUGUAUUUCUAUUUAUUAAUGUUAUCAGCUUGAGUAUUUACAUUAAACAGUCAGUACAACGA
This is a messenger RNA of Tachysurus vachellii, 7131 nucleotides long. It is a transcript of the gene sema3c, whose product is annotated as sema domain, immunoglobulin domain (Ig), short basic domain, secreted, (semaphorin) 3C. Lineage: Eukaryota; Metazoa; Chordata; Actinopteri; Siluriformes; Bagridae. The record is from RefSeq and is a predicted model, not a curated record. The coding region runs from base 183 to 2402 and encodes 739 amino acids. The transcript has 18 exons. Gene Ontology annotation, biological process: positive regulation of cell migration; negative chemotaxis; neural crest cell migration. Gene Ontology annotation, molecular function: semaphorin receptor binding; chemorepellent activity.